Molecule: messenger RNA, 498 nt
Organism: Guillardia theta CCMP2712
Lineage: Eukaryota; Cryptophyceae; Pyrenomonadales; Geminigeraceae
Exons: 5
Coding region: 1-498 (165 amino acids)
Biological process (GO): tRNA methylation; cytoplasmic translation
Cellular component (GO): cytoplasm
Molecular function (GO): tRNA methyltransferase activity
Source: RefSeq, a predicted model, not a curated record
AUGUUGACGGGGCGCAAGGCGAAAAUGUUGGGCUAUCGUGCUCGCUCAGCUUUCAAGCUACUUCAGAUCGAGGAGGAAUUCGGCUUGCUGGACAGAGCUGAGUGUGUCGUGGACUUGUGUGCAGCACCGGGGAGCUGGAGUCAGGUCGUCCAGAGAGGGAUCUUUCCUCCACAUGGGUUGACUCUCGUUGCAGUUGUAGCUGUUGAUGUGCAACGGAUGAAGCCGCUGGAGGGAGUGAUCCAAAUACACGGCGACAUCACUAGUCAAGACACCCUCGACAAAGUUCGAGCGCACGUCAAGGGCAAGACAUGCGACGUUGUCGUAUGCGAUGGGGCGCCAGACGUGACGGGGCUGCACGAACUUGAUAGACACCUGGGAGAGAGCUUAGCCAUGUCAGCCUUCGAGGCAGCCUGUCAACUGCUCAGAAGUGGAGGAUCGUUUGUGGUCAAGGUGGGGAGGUUACGGGCAAGGCAAUCAGCUGAUCAGCUUGGUCAAUAG